This is a messenger RNA of Sinocyclocheilus anshuiensis, 632 nucleotides long. Its product is annotated as progonadoliberin IIB. Lineage: Eukaryota; Metazoa; Chordata; Actinopteri; Cypriniformes; Cyprinidae. The coding region runs from base 201 to 461 and encodes 86 amino acids. The record is from RefSeq and is a predicted model, not a curated record. Gene Ontology annotation, cellular component: extracellular region. Gene Ontology annotation, molecular function: gonadotropin-releasing hormone receptor binding; gonadotropin hormone-releasing hormone activity. Gene Ontology annotation, biological process: multicellular organism development; reproductive process. The transcript has 4 exons.
AGGGAAGAUCUGGUGUGAGACAUAAAUUGUGAGGAAGAGGAGGAGGAAGAUUCCAGAGAAUGAGCUCAGAAGCUCACUGAACUGUUCACUUGAGGGAAACGAGACCAUAUCAGGAUUACCAAGACCAGGACUUCACAGUAGAGGAAGUGGAACUACUACAGAAGAUCCUUCAGGAAAAGACGUGCCAAUAGAUACACGAUAUGGUGCACAUCUGCAGGCUGUUUGUGGUGAUGGGGAUGUUGAUGUUUCUAAGUGCCCAGUUUGCCAGCUCUCAGCACUGGUCUCAUGGCUGGUACCCUGGAGGAAAGAGAGAGAUAGACGUUUACGAUCCUUCAGAGGUUUCAGAAGAAAUUAAACUCUGUGACGCAGGGAAAUGCAGCUUCCUGAGACCCCAUGGAAGAAACAUUUUGAAGACAAUACUGCUGGACGCCCUCAUACGGGAUUUCCAAAAGAGAAAGUGACACCGAGAUGACGCAUCAGCCCAUGUCCAAAGAACCAUUAUUUCAUGCAAACACAUUAGGCCUGCAUUUGCAUCCAAAUUAUUCUGUGAUAUUUCUUUUUUUUUAUUUUUUUUUUUAUAUGUUCCGUAUUUUGUUCUCUUCUCAUACCCAUUGUGAGUAAAUCUAUACUGC